AUGUCUGCCUCUGGAAUCGUACCCACAGCCUUGAUGGGCCGCACCUGCGACUUUGGAUUUACCCCCGUCGUCCAGAACUACGAGGAGAACCCCAGAGCUGCAUGCUCGCAAGAGCGCCUCGUGGUGAUUGACUCUGCCGGAGCAACCAUCAUGUUUGAUGACGAGAUUUGGCUGUUUGCAGAGCAGUUGCGAAAGACCUAUUCACGAAGUUGUGUUCAGAGUGCACCAGACACUUUUGGUUUGCGGCGUGAGUGCUGCUAUCUCUCGACCCCCGCUGGAUAUUCUUUGCACGAUCGUACAGUCCAAUAUCAUGUACGUGGCAGCAGUCUCGCGUGGAAAUGCGACUAUAGCAAGGACGACCAGGUCGAAACUGAGCAUUCCAAUCCGAAGUGCCAGGGUCCCGUCAAGACAGUCGACUGGCGCCCGCAGUCUAGAAUUGCGCCUAAUAGAUCUUGGCAACGAUCCAAGCCAUUUUUGCCCUCCAAGGCAUCAAUGGGCGGGCGGGUUGAGCUGAUGGAGCUGAGGGCGUUGUUGGUGGCCCGCGACUAUAGGCCGCUUUGA
Molecule: messenger RNA, 561 nt
Organism: Microdochium trichocladiopsis
Lineage: Eukaryota; Fungi; Ascomycota; Sordariomycetes; Xylariales; Microdochiaceae
Exons: 1
Coding region: 1-561 (186 amino acids)
Source: RefSeq, a predicted model, not a curated record